UAAGCACGCCAUGGAGGGUAUGUAUAGGGCUCCAGUCCAGUCUCUGAGACUUCCAGAACGCGCAGCGUCCGCUCCACUGGUUCCCACCCGCUGUUCGUACUUGUGCAGCGACUGCGCUAGCGUCCCAACUCUAUCUCGACCUUGCUGGUCGCGACUUGUCAGUGCUGUGAAGACAAAUUUACCUAGCCAACAUGGCGACAAAGUUCGAGGAGCAAGACCACAAGGUCGCGCGUGAGACUAGUCACGACGCCUCGCCUUCCCCGCCAGGCUACACGGACGAGAAUGUCAGUGUUCAAGCAGACCAAGCGUUCGUCUAUGAUGAUAGUCAGAAACUGGGCUAUACCGCAACUGUUUUUGUCAUCUUGAACAAGAUGAUCGGUACAGGAAUCUUCUCCACUCCAUCUGGUAUUUUCGCUGUGUCCGGCUCAGUCGGCGUCUCGCUUUUCCUGUGGAUCAUCGGCGGCAUUUUGACCUUCGCCGGAUUGUCUGUCUUCAUCGAGUUCGGUCUCGCCAUUCCCCGCUCCGGCGGCGAGAAGAACUACCUGGAACGCGUCUACCGCCACCCAAAAUACGUCGCAACAUGCGUCCUCGCAUCCCAAAUGCUCCUGCUCGGUUUCUCGUCCGGCAACGCGCUGGCCUUUGGACGCUACUGUCUCUUGGCCUCCGGCAGCACCGUCGACGGCUGGGUCGCGCGCGGUAUCGCCAUCGCCUGCAUCACCUUCUGUGUAACGCUGCACUCGGUAGCACCGAAAUGGGGCAUUCGGCUGUUCAACGUGCUCGGAGUGUUCAAGGUUUUCAUCCUACUCUUCAUCGUCUUCUCCGGCUUCGCAGCGCUCGCCGGCCACCGCAAAGUCCCCAACCCGCGCAACUUUGACAACGCAUUCACCCUCUCCACCGGCCCCGGCUACGGCGGCGGCGGCGCCUACGAAUACUGCCAGGCCCUGCUACGCAUUAUUUACUCGUACAAGGGUUGGGAAAACGCAAAUUACGUGCUCGGCGAGAUCAAAAACCCAAAGAAGACGCUCACCUGGGCCGCGCCGCUCGCCAUCGGCGGUACUACCAUCCUCUACGUGCUCGCCAACGUCGCCUACUUCGCCGCCAUUUCCAAGGAAGACCUCGCAGGUAGCGAAGCCAUUGUUGCCGGCGUUUUCUUCCGCAACGUGUUCGGCGACAGCGCGGGCGCCCGCAGCCUGCCCGCCUUCGUCGCGCUCAGCAACCUGGGCAACGUGCUUGCCGUGAGCUUCGCGCACGCGCGACUGAACCAGGAGUUCGCCAAGGAGGGUCUCCUGCCCUACAGCAAGUUCUGGGCGUCUAUCAAGCCGUUCGGCGCCCCGGCCCCUGCGCUCUUCCUCCACUGGCUCAUCACCGUCAUUGUCCUCGUGGCGCCGCCUGCGGGGCCUGCGUACAACUUCAUCACGGAUCUUUACACGUACCCGGGUGCGUGGAUCAACGGUUUUGUGACCGCCGGGUUGAUCUAUCUGCACUACUCGAAAGCCGAGCGGUGGGAGUCGCCGUGGCACACAUACCUGCCAGUCGCGAUCCUCUACCUCGCGGCCAACAUCUUCCUUGCACUCGUACCCUUCAUCCCGCCGAGCGGGCCCUGGAACGCAGACGGGUACCCGUACUACGUAUUCCCGAUUGUGGGCGUGGGUGUGCUACUGCUUGGUGUGUUUUACUGGUUCUGCUGGACCAAGGUAUGGCCAAAGUUGGGCGGGUAUAAGAUUGUAGCGCAGAGGCAUGAGGAUGCGCAGGGGAUCGAGCACGUGCGGUAUGUGAAGGUGUACAACAAGCGCGAGUGAAGACGAGGUGAGUAAGCAAGAGACGAGGCGAGAGGGGAAGGCAGAAUUCCCAGUCAUCGCAAUUUAGUCGUAAUAAUCACUGAAGUUAUGUUCACAACUCCGAUGACGCUCUUACAG
Molecule: messenger RNA, 1916 nt
Organism: Boeremia exigua
Lineage: Eukaryota; Fungi; Ascomycota; Dothideomycetes; Pleosporales; Didymellaceae
Product: high-affinity methionine permease-like protein
Exons: 2
Coding region: 192-1799 (535 amino acids)
Biological process (GO): amino acid transmembrane transport
Cellular component (GO): membrane
Molecular function (GO): L-amino acid transmembrane transporter activity
Source: RefSeq, a predicted model, not a curated record